AUGGAAUGCACGAUCCAUCCGGUAUGCGUUCCAGUGACGUCAGCCGACAUAGGCGACGUCACCCGGAAGUGGAACGCAUGCCGUUGGAAUUGGAACGCACGUUGGUGGAUUGAUUCUCGUCAGCAGUUGACAGAUGAAAUUAUGUCGUUCGACUGGGGAACUUUCCAGGGAUUCCGGAAACUGACCAUGACGUGA
Messenger RNA from Pelobates cultripes (western spadefoot toad), 195 nucleotides. NCBI's taxonomy places the organism in Eukaryota, Metazoa, Chordata, Amphibia, Anura, Pelobatidae. The record is from the annotation of a GenBank genome assembly.